This is a messenger RNA of Argiope bruennichi, 1732 nucleotides long. RefSeq lists its product as uncharacterized. Gene Ontology annotation, cellular component: nucleus. NCBI's taxonomy places the organism in Eukaryota, Metazoa, Arthropoda, Arachnida, Araneae, Araneidae. Bases 317 to 1684 code for a protein of 455 amino acids. The transcript has 3 exons. The record is from RefSeq and is a predicted model, not a curated record.
UAUAUAUUUAUUUACAAUUCACCAUGCUUGAAAAUUUGAUCUUCAGUUCAAAGUUCAAAGUUUCAGAUUGUUUUAUCUUGUAGCGUAAGCCAGUAAAAGCGCUCUUCAACUUCAAUUUGAUCUUUAUAUAACAGCACCUUAAAAAAACAACAACCAAGAAAGUAUUUAGACAAUCAUAGAUAAAUCAAAUAUAAUGAGAAUAUAUAAGCUAAUAAAUAAACCAAAUCAUUAGUAUUUAACACAUUUUAAUCAACUUUUCUUCGCAUGAUGAAUUUCUUAAGGCAUUUUUUAUAAUGCAUUAAAUAUAUAUAUCAGGAUGCUGUCACAAAGUUAUACAUUAUCCUCAAAUUUCCUCAAAAUUUCUUGUCAGCCAUUUAUUAUUAAACGAUUUGUGAGAAAUCCAUUUAAACGUGGACCGAAAUUAUUGGAAGGUAAAGUUAAAACUGUAACACAAUAUGAUACUGAUGAAUUUUGUGAUGUUCAAGAUUUCCAAGAUCUCGUGAGACGAGUUAAAACAAAUGAAAAAUUUGAUGAAGUAGCUGUUGAAGAAGCAUUUACUAGAGAAGAUGAUUUUGGAACAGCUGUAGCAAGAACUAUGGAACAAAAAGAAAUUAAUAGACAAAGUACUGAACAUGAAUUCUUUGUUAAAAAACAGAUUAUUAAAAGGAAAUAUUUCAAACAUGAACUUGAAACCAAUCUUCUGACAUAUGCUGCUAAACAACAAAUUCGUUACUUGAAUAAACUGAAUCCUGCAGAAUGGACUCCAGAAACUUUAUCAAGGUGUUUUCCUAUUACAGUUACCGGAGUAAAAAAACUACUGAAAAGUAAUUAUAAGCUCCUGACACCAGAGAAAAUAAAAGCACAUGAUAAAGAAGUAGAAGAUAGGUGGGAACUUCUAAGAGCUCGAAAAUACUCAGAGUCCAUAACAUUUUACACACAACAUAUGUGGGAUGAAGGCAAAAUUUUGAAAGAUAAUUUUAAUGGAAAUCCUAAGUUACCAAAUGUGCCAAGUGAAACUAAUAAAAUUAUCAAAGAGGAGAAAAGCACAAAAACUGGAGAAUUUUCUUCUAUAAUACAACAUUAUAUUAAAUAUAAAAAAGAAAAAGAAGCAUUAGAUAAAACCACUUGUACAAGUACAGAACUUCAAGUUAAUAUUGGUGCAAUGAAUUCAUUGAAGAAUGAAGAAUCCCAAAGUAAUAAAAAAAAUUAUGUCUCAUAUAAUGAAGAUGAAGGAACUUUAGAUUCCUUCACUUCGAAAUCUAGAAAGAAACAGCAUAAUAUUAUCGGUGAUUCAGAACUUUUGCAUAGUCAGUUUAAGGAAAAUUUAAAAGAAGAGAUGAAAUUUCAUGAAAAAAAGUUGGACUCGGAAUAUGUCAAAUGGCUUAAGAAGCAGUCAGUAGAGUUGAAUUUUCCUCCAACUUCAACAAAGCCAUUUAAUGCAAAACAAGCAUUUACAAAGAUACCCAAAUUUGAUAAUGAUACAGUUGAACUUAAAAGAGAAAAACAGAAAGCUGGGGAAUCUUUUUACAUGUAUGAUGAGAAACAUGGAUAUCAAUAUCCUACAGGAAAACGUAUCAAAGGAAAGAUUCGUGUACCCUCCAAACAGCAGAAGCAAGCAUCUGUAUACAGAGUUGGCGAUUGUGUUUAUGAUGUAGAUGGUGAAUUUCUUUACAAAAUUGCAUGAUAAAUUAUAGAAAUCAUUUCACAGCAUUUAAAUAAAUGAAAAAGCCUA